This is a messenger RNA of Nelumbo nucifera (sacred lotus), 2084 nucleotides long. It is a transcript of the gene ABC4, whose product is annotated as UbiA prenyltransferase family protein. Gene Ontology annotation, molecular function: prenyltransferase activity. NCBI's taxonomy places the organism in Eukaryota, Viridiplantae, Streptophyta, Magnoliopsida, Proteales, Nelumbonaceae. Gene Ontology annotation, cellular component: membrane. The record is from RefSeq and is a predicted model, not a curated record. Gene Ontology annotation, biological process: phylloquinone biosynthetic process.
AAAAAAGGCCGGGCCGGGCUUACUGGCUUAGCAGUUAGCACCUAUGAUAAGGGCUACAGCCCGGAACGCGACCCUUUAUCCUACGAUUCACUUUCGACAGCCUAGUGAGUAGUGAUUCACUCCAACUCUCCAAACAAUGUACCUCAUUGACAUUGAGCUCUCACAGAGGUCCUUUGCCAUUCGGCCCAUUCCCACAGAGCGAAACAUCGGACAUCCCUUCUGGAACUAGAACAAGUGCAAAAUAAUGGAUCUCCUAGUCUCCCUCCUUCAGCAGCUCACCAGUGGACCACUUUCGAGUUUUGACGUAGACAAACGGACUGGUAUGGGCCCCGUUCACAGUCCUAUCUACCGUGUCAAUCAAUUGUUGGAUAUUAGCGGUAGAUGGAAUCCAGACAGGAUAGCGUUCUGCUAUAUCACCGCGAUAAUACUGGUUCUUCAAUUCUACGAAUACAGGAGGGGAGAGAGAGAGAGAAGAUUCUAGUCUAGAAUGUAAAUAACAUGGCCUCUGUUUCUGCUCUCAGCCUUCCUUCCGUAUCCUCUUUCGCCGUAAAUCUGAAAUUUCUCAUGCUUCGUGCAGAAGCAUUGUUUAUUCCCAACGCCGUGAAAACGUCAUCACAAUUUUGUUACUGCACUCAGCCGCCUUUUAAGAGAAAAAGUGGAAUAUGGUCGAAGGACAAAUUUUGUCACUGGCGCCGGGAAGCUUAUGAGAGCGAAGAAGGGCGUUCCUUCACUACCCAGAAUGAAGAAGCAGUACCGAAGGAGGACGAGAUUUCUCGGGCCACAUUGAUAUGGAGAGCAAUCAAGUUGCCUAUCUACUCUGUGGCUAUUGUUCCUCUCACUGUGGGUAGUGCAGUUGCUUAUUUGCAGACGGGUCUUUUCUUUGCCAGGCGUUAUCUUAUGCUCUUGUUUUCUUCUGUUUUUAUCAUCACUUGGCUCAAUUUGAGCAACGACGUUUAUGAUUUUGAUACAGGGGCAGAUAAGAACAAGAAAGAAUCUGUAGUGAAUAUGGUUGACAGUCGUACAGGGACCCUUGUUUCUGCCUAUAUGUUACUUGUUAUUGGCUUUAUGGGGCUUACCUGGGCAUCUGUUGAAGCAGGAAAUAUACGCUCCAUACUAUUGUUGAUUUGUGCCAUUACUUGUGGUUAUAUUUAUCAGUGCCCACCCUUUCGCUUGAGUUAUCAAGGAUUAGGAGAGCCCUUGUGCUUUGCAGCAUUUGGUCCAUUUGCUACCACUGCUUUCUACUUAUUGCAGAGCAGCAGAAGUAAUUUGUAUCAUCUUCCCCUAACUGGCACAAUUUUAUCCGCAUCACUUCUUGUUGGCUUCACAACAUCCUUAAUUCUUUUCUGUAGUCAUUUUCACCAGGUGGAUGGUGAUCGAUCUGUUGGAAAGAUAUCUCCUCUGGUCAGGAUUGGCACAAAAAAAGGCUCACUCGUGGUGAAAGUUGCAAUUGUGACAUUGUACCUCCUUUUGUUUACUCUUGGUCUAAGCAAAGCUCUUCCUCUAACAUGCAUUCUUCUUUGUGCACUGACUUUGCCAAUUGGAAAGCUGGUAGUCAGCUAUGUUGAAGAGAAUCACACUGACAGUAACAAGAUCUUCAUGGCUAAAUAUUAUUGUGUGCGUUUACAUGCCUUAUUUGGAGCUGCAUUGGCAGCUGGGCUUGUGGCCACUAGAACUGUGGCAAAAGCAUAUGUUCCAAAGCCAUUUUUCUCUUGAUAUGUUCCUGCAUCCAAGAGCUAGGAGUAGAUCUAGACCUGAGAUAUGCAAGUCAUUGUUGUGAAGUAUUUCAGUUUAACAACCAAAAGGGAAGUAGAAAAGAGACACCGUGGCUGCCCCUGUUUAUGAUAAAGGAAUUGCUUUUUGAUAGAAAAACAAUGAGUGAGCACCUGCAUUAAAUGUAAUUUUUCUUGUUGUUCAAUUGUAUUUGUAUAUUAUAACAGUUCUACCACAUGCAAACCAUUAGAAUAUGUUGGAGGGAGAUUGAAAUUUUCAAGAAUCUCUCCUCCCUCCCUUGUGUUCUUUGGGUUUUGUCUUUUCCUCUUACCUCCUUUGAAUGCUUGAGAAGACUCCUUGCCCCACAUUGUUUG